CUCGUGCUGUGUUGCGUUUUCCCCUCCUUUUGUCCCUUUACUCGCGUGCGUUCGCAGCUGUGAUGAGCUGUUUGGCUCUCGUGCUCAAAAGGGAAUAACCAAGCUCCUUUUGGUCACUCGCCCCCAUAUCGGAGACACGAUCAAUGAAUGUCGCAUUUUUGGAGUGUGAUAGUGCUACGGUUUCUAAAACUAUUUGUCAUUAUAUUCAUAUUGCCCCGCCCUUUUUACUUUCCCCGAUGCAGGGGCACUCACAACAAGCGGAAGGAGGCAAAUGGUUUGAACAGUGAUGCGUAUUCUUAAUUGGAAACUGGAAGAUGACUGGGCAAACAGCCAGUGCUGGGGAGGCUUAAUCGCAGGGAUUCCGAGAUCAUGUCUCACUCGACCAUAAAACCCUAUCGGAUAUACACUUGUAUGGCCACAUCCGCAAGUGUAUCCCCAUUGACCCAUCAUCCCUGUAAUCUGUGGCCGAAUCCUUUCACCAGGCAAUGCUGUGGACUCCUUGCGCCAGAUACAGUGUCUGAACAAAGAUCGGGAAGCUCCUCAAGGCUUAUUGGCACGCCCAUUUGGGCACGAUCAUGGUGAUUUGCCCCGCCUUUUUUUUUUUAUUUGAAAUUGUGGUGAUAAUUUGCCUCGGACUUGUAAUCCCAGUUCUACUUGUACCAACUUUACGCUACACUCUGUCAUCUCUACCUGAUGUUGAUUCUGAUACUGUGUCCACCAAACUCUUGUCUUCUAUAUACUUUAGUAUCCUGUUAAGGUACACAAUUUCUGCUCUGCGAACCAUUCGGUUGUGGUGUGCGAUUUCUCGUUGCUCCUUUUCUCGGCUCUGCGCUUGGUGGACUUUGUCCAUUAUUGCGGCUUCCCGCAGGAUCAUUGCUUUUUAGGACAGCCACAAACGUUUUCUUAAAAGCUUUUGAUUCUGGGCGGACGAAAAUGGGUCACAAUCGUUUUUGCUGGCUGAUGAGAGAAGAGAUACACCGCCCGAAACUUACCUUGGCAGACCCAAGACCGGUAUCUAGUCUGUUCGCUGCAGCAAAAGCCAAGAUUAGUGUAUUUCAACAAUUGGUACAAAAAGUGGUGUACAUACACGAUGCCAGGUCCAGAGUUGGGGUCGGCGCAGACUGUCUCUGUAACUUUCCGUCCGUGGAUACUGAGCGAGGAGUGGGAAUUGAGAGGACGGCAAGCUGAAUGAUUUGGAUCUGGGUUUUGUUCCGCUGAACCGUCUAGUACUCGUUGAAGCGUUAUUAUUUGGUUUCUUCUUGACACCUUGCACUUCGGAUUUUGGUCUGCAAUUCUUGUCAGAUGCCAGUGCGACCUUGUGUAGCUUCAUGUCUGUGAGCUGGCCGGCUUUCGGCAUCUUGGCGUCUACAUGUUUUCCUUUCCGCUCCGCUUUGGCAUUUGAAGUGUGGCUACCUGUCUUUGUAUGGCCUCGGUUGGGUGACUGCAAUAGCGUGGUGAGACUGACUGCACACAGUCCUGUCAACGAUCGCCCCCCGCCUGGAAGUGAUAUGGAUUUCACAUGUGUGAGUCGGAGUUUUUUCCCGCAGAUCACAUUGUCAUCAGCGUCCAGCAAGGGUAUUAUACUCUGCGUAGACAGAGUCGCAGCAGGAGUAGCCAACAGGGCAGGCAUGAGGGAUUGCAAAAGGGGAAAAAGUCUGGUUGUAAGAUGAUUUCAAUCACUAAAUGGCCUUACGUAAUGGUUGUCCCCUGUAUUUGGCCUUCUGACUGGUU
This is a messenger RNA of Spizellomyces punctatus DAOM BR117, 1731 nucleotides long. RefSeq lists its product as uncharacterized. The coding region runs from base 1329 to 1670 and encodes 113 amino acids. The record is from RefSeq and is a predicted model, not a curated record. The transcript has 4 exons. Lineage: Eukaryota; Fungi; Chytridiomycota; Chytridiomycetes; Spizellomycetales; Spizellomycetaceae.